Molecule: messenger RNA, 760 nt
Organism: Penaeus monodon (black tiger shrimp)
Lineage: Eukaryota; Metazoa; Arthropoda; Malacostraca; Decapoda; Penaeidae
Product: discoidin domain-containing receptor tyrosine kinase B-like
Source: RefSeq, a predicted model, not a curated record
CAGACUGGGCACGGACGGUGGCGGCGGCGCGUGGUGCCCUCGCUCCAUGGUCGACGCUGGGCAGGGCGAGUGGCUGGAGGUCGACCUGGGUUACCCCCGCCUGGUGACCGCCGUGGCGACCCAGGGGCGGCAGGCCAACGGGCAAGGGGUAGAGUACACCCCGGCCUACACCCUCAGCUACUGGCGCCCCGGCAUGGCCACCUUCGUGUCCUACACAGCGCAUCCGAGUUUGGGGAACAAGACGCUCCUGGUGGGGAACAGCGACACCUACACGGAGGUGAAGAACGUGCUCGAGCGGCCCCUCCUCGCCUCAAGGGUGAGGUUGGAGCCCUUCUCCGCCCACCCGAGGGUCGUCUGCGUCAGGCUCGAGUUCUACGGCUGCAACUAUACAGACGGCCUGGUGAGUUACACGGUGGGCGGCAGCAAGAGCAGCGCGGGCGCCGGCGUGGGCGAGGUCACGGGCGUGGGCGAGGGCCUGCUGUACGAUGGGCGUGUCGGAGGCGACGAAGCUGAGGAGUUCGGGGGCGCCGUCAGGGACGACCUGGUGCCGCCCGCCGCGCCCACGCACGACCCCCCGCGCGACCACCGAGGCGACGACACGCGGGUGGAAGGACUGGAACCCGUUCCGGAAACCCCCCUGUCGCUCGUCUUCAACUUCGACGCGAUGCGCCGCUUCAGAGCCAUGCACGUGUUCCUGACGGCAAGCCACCGCGACCAGAAGCCCGCCAUCUCAGCCACCGUCAAAUUUGGCGCCAACUCC